UGACCUUUCCUUUCCUGUGAAUGACUUUAUUAGUCUCCUCACAAUAUUUAAUUCUGUAUAUACAAAAAUAAUUUGGUUAAUCCCCUUCUGCCAUAGUCACGAGUCGCGACUGUUGUCAUAAUCAACAAGGUUGAAACUUCCAGGAAAAAACUUCGAAUUGGGAGGACGAAGAAGUUCUCUUGAUCACUUGAUCAGUAGCUGAUCAGAAGUCGGAGCCCCAGGCUGCAGCCACUACCAAGGGUAGAGGCUGGGGCCGAGGUAGAGGCAGAGCUUUAAUGGCAUGGCUACAAAUCCUACUAUUUUGGUGUUGCUGUUUCUUUUUCAUAAACAUUUCUUAUUCCCAAACAGACACAAUUUUUCAGGGACAAAAUCUUAGAGUUGGAGAGAAACUGGAAUCAGCAAACAAGGAAUUCAGGCUGGAGUUUUUUAGCCUUGAUGCUAAUAAAACUCACUAUAUAGGCAUAUUCUACAACUUACCUUCUAACAUGACAUUAUUCUCUGAUGAUUCUCGCCCCGUUUGGGUUGCUAAUCGCGACAAUCCAAUCCCAUAUGCAUCAGGUAAUAAUCUCACAUUGGAUGAUGAGGGAAAGCUGAAAAUUAUCUAUGGAAAUAAUAGUUCUGUUUUGUUAAGUUCUAAUAAUGCAACAGCAAGAAAUACAAGUGCCACACUAUUCGACAAUGGUAAUUUUGUGCUGGUGGAGUUGGAAACUAGUGGUUCUGUGAGCAAAACUUUGUGGCAAAGUUUUGAGCAUCCUACUGACACACUUUUACCUGGGAUGAAAAUUGGUAGAAGUAUAACAGGGGAAAACUGGUCACUGACUUCUUGGAGAAGUGAAGAUGAACCAGCCUCGGGGUCUUUUACGAUUGGUAUAGACUCAACAGACCAAUUGACAAUAUGGUGGGAGGAACGUGUGUAUUGGAUGAGCGGACGUUGGAGUAAUGGGACAUUUAGCAAUGUAUCGCGAAUAUCUCACUACGACUAUGUGAACUUGAGCUUUGUUUCAACAGAUGAUGAAAGGUACGUAACUUACACGGUCAGUGGGACUCAAACUUUAUCUAGAUAUACAAUAGAUUCAUUUGGUUUAAUCAAAGAAAGAGGAGCAGCAGGACCUUUUGGUGUGUGUAUCUACAAGCCUAGUGCUGGUUGUGUGACAGAAGAAUCGACCGAGUGCCCAAUUAGAGACGAUUCAUGGUUUGAGAGGAGGCCAAACAGUGUCACUGGUAAUAGAUUUACGUUUGAAAACAACAACAUGAGUUUAUUUGAUUGCAAGAGAGAGUGUGAGAAGAAUUGUUCUUGUGGUGCUUUUGCCUCAACUACAGCUACUGGAACUGGUUGUGAAAUUUGGAGUAAUGUAUCUAUCUUGAGUUCACAAAAUCAAGAUGUUUUCAUUCUUGAUAGUGGAGGAGAUUUGGUGCCAAGAAGAAAUCGGAGCACCUCCAAUGUACCGAGCACAAUCUCACUUCCUCCAGAUUUAUCACCAGCACCAUCUCCCGAUGAAAUGCCAAUGUCAUCUGAUUCAUCUCCAAGAACUUCAAUAAAAUGGUGGAUUUGGCUUAUAACUGCAGCUGGCUUAACCAUAUUAGUAGGACUUAGCUCCCUGUGCUACCUUCGGCGCGGAAAAGGGAAAGCAAAAGCAACAGCUUUGCUAUUGCUAAAUCAAAGAGUAAAUAUAGCCAAAAGGAGAAAGAGUGACAAGAAAAUGAGCCAAGAUGUGCAGUUAUACAGCUUUGAGAGCCUGGCAAUCGCCACGGACAACUUUUCGCUGGGAAAUAAGCUCGGUGAGGGUGGAUUCGGACCAGUAUACAAGGGAGAGUUGCCUGAUGGGCAAGAAGUGGCUAUAAAAAGGCUUUCAACAAGUUCUGGACAAGGGCUUCUGGAGUUCAAGAAUGAAAUUUUAUUGAUUGCAAAACUUCAACAUACUAACCUUGUUAGGCUUUUAGGCUACUGUACUCAAGGUGAAGAAAGGAUUUUAGUAUAUGAAUACAUGCACAACAAAAGCCUCGACUUCUUCCUAUUCGAUACUAACAAAAAGGAGCUACUAAAUUGGGACACUCGAUUCAGAAUUGUCGAAGGGAUUGCUCAAGGUCUACUGUAUCUGCAUAAAUAUUCAAGGUUGACAGUAAUUCAUAGAGAUUUAAAAGCGAGCAAUAUCUUACUUGAUAGUGACAUGAAUCCAAAGAUAUCGGACUUUGGCAUGGCGAGGAUUUUCGGAAGGCAAGAAUCUGAAGCUAACACGAAAAGAAUCGUUGGAACACAUGGCUAUAUGUCUCCAGAGUAUGCAUUAAGAGGCAUUGUUUCAACAAAGACAGAUGUAUUCAGCUUUGGUGUUUUACUCUUAGAAAUUGUUAGUGGCAAGAAGAGCAACAGCUGCUAUGAUUCUGAGCAUCCGCUAAACCUCAUAGGACUGGCAUGGGAAUUGUGGAGAGAAGAGCGAGCUUUGGAGCUAAUAGAUGUAACACUAAUUGAAUCGUGCUCGCGCGAUGAAGUAAUGAGAUGCAUUCAUGUGGGACUCUUGUGUGUUCAAGACUAUGCAAAAGAUAGGCCAUCAAUGUCAAAUGUUGUUUCCAUGCUUACAAACGAUACGAGACAACCACCACCACCACCAGAACGACCAGGAUUUUUCAUAGAGAGGGGUGAUCAACGAGCACAGAUUUCCGAAGAAGUAGAAAGAUAUUCGAUAAAUGGGCUAUCAAUUUCAGAAUUGAAAGCAAGAUAAGUCUCAUCUAGGCUGCCUUCACAACCACUGUUAGAGACUGAUUCAGAAUUUAAAGUCAGUGGAACGAACAAACAUACAUUUUAUUAAAAUUUCAUCAAUAUGUAUAUGGCACGAUCUAGAAACAACGAGUGCACCUAUAUAUGUCCCUGGCCAUUGCCUAAAAAUUAGAAGGCUGGCUCCAUCAACAUUGAGCUUCAAUAAUAAAAUUCACUCCUGUUUUUAUGCCAUCU
Molecule: messenger RNA, 2947 nt
Organism: Nicotiana attenuata
Lineage: Eukaryota; Viridiplantae; Streptophyta; Magnoliopsida; Solanales; Solanaceae
Product: G-type lectin S-receptor-like serine/threonine-protein kinase CES101
Exons: 8
Coding region: 276-2717 (813 amino acids)
Biological process (GO): protein phosphorylation
Molecular function (GO): protein serine/threonine kinase activity; ATP binding
Source: RefSeq, a predicted model, not a curated record